AUGGCAGAAUCAUACGUAAACUUGGAUAAGAGAUCAGCAGCAAUCUCAAAGACAGAGACAAGAGAGAAGAAUGGAAAGAAGUUUACAGAGUAUAUAGUAGAUAUUGUCGUUGACAAUGGAGAGGAAUAUAGCAUUGCAAGGAGGUUCUCUGAGUUUCUAGCAUUGAAUCAACUGAUGGUCCACAACUUCCAGAUUAAAUAUCCAUUCCCACCAAAGAAGUUGAAUAAGUUGAAUGCUACAUUGGUGGAGUCGAGAAGAAAGUCAUUGCAGGAGUUCCUACAACAUCUUAUUACAUGUCCAACAGCAUCAGUCAGACGAUCAACCGAUCUAGCUCGUUUCCUUGAUCCAACAAACCCAGUCUUUACAAACAAGUUGGUACACAAGAAGGUGACGUUGGAGGAUGUAAAUAAGAGGAAACAGAUGUUGGAGAUAACGGUUGUGGAGGGAAAGGAUAUCAAACAAGGUGCAAAGUCAAUGUGGGAUAUAGUGUCUUAUUGCGUUUAUGAUGUUGAUAAGCAGCCAGAGGAAACGAAUACAUUCAUUGGACACACUUAUAGGACGCCAACAAUACCAGGCCCCUAUCCCAAUUGGAACUACCGACAGACUGUCAACAUCAAGGACAAGAAGAAGCUGUAUCUCAAGGUCUACAGCUCACUGGACACCAACAGCACCACCAACACAAACAACAUUGCCAAUGGUGUUGCAGGUGGCGAAUCGACCGCCCCUUCAGUGAUUGGCACUGCAGAGCUUGCCUUCUCCAGUCUCUCACUCAACAACUACUCCCCAACCACCCAUUCUCUUCCAUUGGAGCCCAAAGGCAGUGGUGAACUAUUACUAUCCUUUAUCUUGGUCUAA
Molecule: messenger RNA, 855 nt
Organism: Acytostelium subglobosum LB1
Lineage: Eukaryota; Evosea; Eumycetozoa; Acytosteliales; Acytosteliaceae
Exons: 4
Coding region: 1-855 (284 amino acids)
Biological process (GO): retrograde transport, endosome to Golgi
Molecular function (GO): phosphatidylinositol binding
Source: RefSeq, a predicted model, not a curated record